Molecule: messenger RNA, 391 nt
Organism: Coregonus clupeaformis (lake whitefish)
Lineage: Eukaryota; Metazoa; Chordata; Actinopteri; Salmoniformes; Salmonidae
Product: cysteine-rich protein 1-like
Exons: 4
Coding region: 117-374 (85 amino acids)
Biological process (GO): regulation of gene expression; intrinsic apoptotic signaling pathway in response to DNA damage
Molecular function (GO): zinc ion binding
Source: RefSeq, a predicted model, not a curated record
UCUCUCUACAGACACUUUCUCUCUCUCUACACACACACUUUCUCCAUCUCACACUCACACUCUCUACGUCCACACUUGCUGUCUGCUAACUAACAGUGUCAGGAAUAUCAUCUAUCAUGGUGGGCUACUGUCCCAUCUGUGGGAAACCCGUCUACUUUGGUGAGAAGAAGAGGUCGUUGGGGCGUGACUACCACCCUCUGUGUCUGAAGUGUCAACAGUGUCAGAGACAGUUGACCCCAGGACAACAUGCAGAGCAUGAUGAGAAGCCCUACUGCACUAACUGUUACAUGAAGACGUUCGGUCCCAGAGCAGGUAAGGGGAGAAUGAUGUCAUACGGUCACAGCUCAGCCUCCUCUUCCUCUUCCUCCUCCUAGGAACCAGUCUAACCAAA